Molecule: messenger RNA, 564 nt
Organism: Microsporum canis CBS 113480
Lineage: Eukaryota; Fungi; Ascomycota; Eurotiomycetes; Onygenales; Arthrodermataceae
Exons: 1
Coding region: 1-564 (187 amino acids)
Source: RefSeq, a predicted model, not a curated record
AUGCGGCUGCUGUCUGUCCUCCUCGUCGCCGUCACGGCUGCGGCCUCCUCCACAGCAAUGCAGCAGCAGCAGACAGAGCUCUUCUACCAGCCCGUUGUGCCAGCUUCGAAACCGGUCGAGUUAGCGCAGAUAAGUUACGAUCCGACGACGCUUCGGUCCAAGGUUGUGUCCUACACACCCCCCGAGCCCUCGAGCCCCCAGGCGGACGGUGAUCUGAUCCGGGUUAGCGUGUCUCCCCAGUCCAGCGGCUGGGCUGGUGUCCUCUCCUCGCGCGCUCUCCUUCAGCCGUCUCCCUCCAGCAGCCAUGUUCCCACCUUAUCCCUCUAUCUCGAUGCUGAGGGCAGGGUGUAUCACGUCGGGAUAUCGUCUUCCCCGCCGUCACGAUCGAGCCCCGCCGGCAGCCAUCAGAGCCAGGCCGGGAAACCAUCGCCGGUUAACGUGCAACUUGUCCGCUCUGGACCUGCUGCCGUGGUACAGUUGAAUAAGCCCAUUGUCAGAAGGGUAGAAGAUCCGGACGAUGAGCAGAUAGAGGUUCCAUUGGCGAACUCGCUGCUCCAGAAGUGA